AUGGACAACAGCCGUCUUAGAGUCCAACUCCUUCACGACAUGGACAAGAAGAUCGGCCAUACACCCGACGUCUGCACCUCUGACAUGAUCCCGAUUUGCGAAGCCACUACGGAUCCUGCAUGGGAUGCCACAUUUGGCGCCUCAAAACGGGCCGCGAUACGGACGGAGGCUCUGGCUCGACGUCAAUUAAGCCAUGACAAAAUCUUCCCCGGAUGGUCAACUAUAUGGGAGACUUUCAGUUCCAAAGAAAGGGGCGCUAAGGUGUGCGGCGCCAGAUAGACUCUCCAGAUACG
Molecule: messenger RNA, 293 nt
Organism: Trichoderma atroviride IMI 206040
Lineage: Eukaryota; Fungi; Ascomycota; Sordariomycetes; Hypocreales; Hypocreaceae
Source: RefSeq, a predicted model, not a curated record